Messenger RNA from Octopus sinensis (East Asian common octopus), 408 nucleotides. RefSeq lists its product as uncharacterized. The transcript has a single exon. Lineage: Eukaryota; Metazoa; Mollusca; Cephalopoda; Octopoda; Octopodidae. The record is from RefSeq and is a predicted model, not a curated record. Bases 1 to 408 code for a protein of 135 amino acids.
AUGCCAGACGCAGCCUCCGAACAGGAAAGUGUUGUUUAUAAAGGAAAUAAACGCACAACCACAAGAGAGUGCAUUAUAUUGAUUGACCAGGCUAAUAAAAGAUUGAUCUUGGAACGCCUUUCCAGUGCAAUUCACGUCAAAAGGUCGCAGAGAUUUGGUGCUCAAAUUGUCCCUGGAAAGAGGCUGUGCCAGUCCUCUAAAUACCCAGCCGAAAAUAUAUUGCCCACAGUUCCAGAAAACGUUGAGAAAAGCGAGAAUUUGGUUAAAAUAGCAGAGAAUUCUUUUCCCUCGAAGCUGCAAAAUUUAUCAGACUCGGAAUCAGACUCCCAUGUUGAGGACGACAUGGAAAAUGUUGUUGCCAGGCAUCCCAAGGAAUAUCUUCUUGGUUUAUUCGUUUUUUCAAUUUAG